Talpa occidentalis (Iberian mole) is the source of this 2767-nucleotide messenger RNA. RefSeq names its product copine 4 (gene CPNE4). The transcript has 18 exons. The coding region runs from base 617 to 2314 and encodes 565 amino acids. Gene Ontology annotation, cellular component: plasma membrane. Gene Ontology annotation, biological process: cellular response to calcium ion. NCBI's taxonomy places the organism in Eukaryota, Metazoa, Chordata, Mammalia, Eulipotyphla, Talpidae. The record is from RefSeq and is a predicted model, not a curated record. Gene Ontology annotation, molecular function: calcium-dependent phospholipid binding.
CUUGUUGGAGAAUGUUUUAAAGGUGCCAGGCUGGAUCUGUAAGACCCAGAUCCAGCCACACCGAGUGUGCAAAUGAAGCCUUCCCAUGCUGGUGCUGCUGAAUGCAUGUCAGGAAGACAGCACAUCCCUGGCAACUGUUGCUGUGUGGUUUUGCCACUGCUGUGCCAGCUCUCAGGAGUGCCUGGAAGCUUUAAAACCAAAGAGUUUCAAGGGCUCGCCAAGGCGGGACUCUUCCUCGUGCAUCUCUGGACCAGUGCCUGGAGAGAGGGGCAGGUCUCUGUGUCAGGAUGCUGCAGAAGUGGACUGAAGGCCUGGACAAAAUGCAGCAGAAGUGGUGCUGCAGAGGCUGGAGCAUGCUUCCUGUUCUCGUGUGAGACUUGCCUUUGGAGCCCUGAGCUGCUAUGUAAAAUUGCAAGGCCCUCAGUCUGUGAGGAAGCCGUUGAGAGGCCGCACGGAGCAGCACUGGCACCCAGUACCAGAUCGCCUGCCAUGUGAGUGAAGCAGCUGGGAAGUGGAUCCGCCAGCCCAGUCUUGCCUCUUCAUAGGCCGCCAUGCUGCAGAGUCCAGAUGAGCUGUUCCCCUCAAGUCCUGCUCACAUUGAAGAUUCGUGAACAGAAUGAUCAUUGCUGCUUUGAAUCAAAUGAAGAAGAUGAGUAACAUUUAUGAGUCAGCUGCCAAUACACUGGGGAUCUUUAACAGUCCCUGCCUGACCAAAGUGGAGCUGCGUGUGGCGUGCAAAGGCAUUUCCGACAGAGACGCCCUUUCCAAGCCAGACCCCUGUGUCAUCCUCAAGAUGCAGUCCCACGGGCAGUGGUUUGAGGUCGACCGAACAGAGGUGAUUCGCACCUGCAUAAACCCAGUGUACUCAAAACUGUUUACUGUGGACUUCUACUUUGAAGAGGUGCAGCGCCUGCGCUUUGAGGUGCACGACAUCAGCAGCAACCACAACGGGCUGAAGGAGGCCGACUUCCUGGGCAGCAUGGAGUGCACGCUGGGCCAGAUUGUUUCCCAGAGAAAACUGUCCAAAUCUUUGUUGAAGCAUGGCAACACAGCAGGGAAAUCCUCCAUCACGGUGAUUGCUGAAGAAUUAUCUGGCAAUGAUGACUACGUUGAACUUGCAUUUAAUGCACGGAAAUUGGAUGACAAGGAUUUCUUCAGUAAAUCUGACCCGUUCCUGGAAAUUUUUCGUAUGAAUGAUGAUGCAACUCAGCAGCUGGUGCACAGAACUGAGGUCGUGAUGAAUAACUUAAGCCCAGCCUGGAAAUCAUUCAAAGUAUCGGUGAAUUCUCUAUGCAGUGGAGAUCCAGACCGCCGGCUGAAGUGCAUAGUAUGGGACUGGGACUCCAACGGCAAACAUGACUUCAUUGGAGAAUUCACCUCGACAUUCAAGGAGAUGAGAGGUGCCCUGGAAGGGAAACAGGUCCAGUGGGAGUGCAUCAACCCCAAGUACAAAGCCAAGAAGAAGAAUUAUAAGAACUCGGGCACUGUGAUUUUGAAUCUGUGCAAGAUCCACAAGAUGCAUUCGUUCCUGGAUUACAUCAUGGGUGGCUGCCAGAUCCAAUUUACAGUAGCUAUAGAUUUCACUGCCUCCAACGGAGACCCCAGGAACAGCUGCUCCCUGCAUUACAUCCAUCCCUACCAACCCAACGAGUACCUGAAGGCCUUGGUGGCUGUGGGGGAGAUUUGCCAAGACUAUGACAGUGACAAAAUGUUCCCAGCCUUUGGGUUCGGUGCCAGGAUACCCCCAGAGUACACGGUCUCUCAUGACUUCGCAAUCAACUUUAAUGAAGACAACCCAGAAUGUGCAGGAAUUCAAGGAGUUGUGGAAGCCUAUCAGAGCUGCCUUCCUAAGCUCCAGCUCUACGGCCCCACCAACAUUGCCCCCAUUAUCCAGAAAGUGGCCAAGUCAGCAUCAGAGGAGACCAACACCAAGGAGGCCUCGCAAUACUUUAUCCUGCUGAUCCUGACCGACGGCGUCAUCACAGACAUGGCAGACACCCGGGAGGCCAUCGUGCACGCCUCCCACCUCCCCAUGUCGGUCAUCAUCGUGGGCGUGGGCAACGCAGACUUCAGCGACAUGCAGAUGCUGGAUGGUGACGACGGGAUCCUGCGGUCACCCAAGGGAGAGCCGGUCCUGCGAGACAUCGUGCAGUUCGUACCCUUCAGGAACUUCAAACAUGCAUCUCCAGCUGCCCUGGCAAAGAGUGUGUUGGCAGAAGUCCCAAACCAAGUCGUGGACUAUUACAAUGGCAAAGGGAUUAAGCCAAAAUGUUCAUCAGAAAUGUAUGAGUCUUCCAGGACACUAGCUCCAUGACCUCCACACACUUUUACAGAGUUCUGAAGUACUAAUCCUGCUAAUAUUUAAUACUUCUAUUGCUCCUGUACUUAAAACACACACACACACAUUUAAAGAUAGCACGUUUUGGUGAUUUUUAACUAAUUGACAAUUUUUUUUGCAUGUGUAGCCCUGAGGCCUGGAUCUGUUAAGCCUUGUAUUGUUAAAGACUUUUUACAAAGAAACACAAAUAAUUAUAACCUACUCUUUACAUUACAGCAUGUCGCCUUGAAAUAAAAUGGUAUCUGUAUCUGUUUUUAUACAGGUUUGUUGAAAUUUUGCUAAAUUUCUUAUUAUCUUUACACUGUAAAGCAUUUUGAAACAUUUACUGAAUGUUGAUAGCCAAAAUACAUUUGGUUUGAUCUGCUGUAGGAUGAGAGACUUUUCAAAAUGGCAGAUGCAUGGACUGUAUUUUGCAUGUUUAAAAUAAAA